AUGACUAAUAAAGAAGUCAAUUAUGUUGCUGGCUCUGAUGCUUCCUUUUCCAUGGCCGAAAAUCAGUCUCAAAAUAGUCCACCGACGCCUACAACAAACCAACCACAAACUAUUGAUUUGGACAAACAAGAAGGCGACAAUGUUCAACACAAAAAGAAAAGGAAAGUUGGAGAAGCGGAUGAGUCUAAAGCUGAUGAUUCUAAUGCUGGAGAUUCAGGUAAACAAAAACCUUGUAGGCCUAAAUCUUGGGUUUGGGAUCAUUUUACAAGAGAUGAAUCAGGUACUCGGGCUAAAUGUAAUUGGUGCAUGAAAUCUUAUGCGGAUGAUUCACAUAAGAAUGGAACCUCAAAUUUAAAUAACCAUUUGAUGCAUCAAUGUAAAAAAAUUCCCAAACAUGUUCUUGAUCCUAGUCAAACCACUCUUAGCCUUCAAGAAGGCUCUAAAGUAAAUAUUAAUGCACUUGUUGGUAUCCAUUUCGAUAUUGAAUUGUGUAGACAAGCUUUAGCUAGAAUUAUAAUUGUGGAUGAAUUGCCUUUUUCUUUUGUUGAGAACGAAGGAUUCCGUCAUUUUAUGAGUGUUACACAACCUAGGUUCCCACUUCCAGGAAGGAUUUCAAUUGCUAGGGAUUGUUUGAGUCUUUACAUGAGUGAGAAACAUAAGUUAAGAAGCAUGUUUACAAAAACAAAUCAAAGUGUUUGUCUAACAACUGAUGCUUGGACUUCUGUGCAAAAUAUUAAUUAUAUGGUUCUUACUGCGCAUUACAUUGAUCAAGAUUGGAAGUUGCAUAAAAGGAUUCUCAACUUUUGUCCAAUAACUUCUCAUAAAGUGGAGAUAAUUGGGAAAAAGAUUGAAAAGUGUUUAGAGGGUUAG
Messenger RNA from Vicia faba (fava bean), 870 nucleotides. The record is from the annotation of a GenBank genome assembly. NCBI's taxonomy places the organism in Eukaryota, Viridiplantae, Streptophyta, Magnoliopsida, Fabales, Fabaceae.